Messenger RNA from Manis javanica (Malayan pangolin), 3218 nucleotides. RefSeq names its product stabilizer of axonemal microtubules 2 (gene SAXO2). Gene Ontology annotation, cellular component: ciliary basal body; cytoskeleton; sperm flagellum. The record is from RefSeq and is a predicted model, not a curated record. Gene Ontology annotation, molecular function: microtubule binding. Lineage: Eukaryota; Metazoa; Chordata; Mammalia; Pholidota; Manidae.
GAGGCUGAGGGAGAGGAGCCCCACAUCCCCGCCUCUGACCGCGUGUCCCUCCACAGGGUCCCCUGGCCGCCGUCCCUCUGACUGUCGCUUCCGCUCUGCCGGCCACUCUGCCACCUGGCCUCUUCUGCCCGUUUACCGUUUCUGUGUAUGAGCCUGUUCUGAAGUCUUCAGCCUCCCGCAGCUCUCCAGCUCGGCCUCAUGACAGCCCUUUAGAUUCCUGCCCCGGUCCCAUAACGUCUCCUGCUCUUACAGGACCCUUCCGGACAGCGCGGGCGCCCCGUGUGCUCUGGGGGUGCUGGGGGCCUCCCGCGGUGUAAGGCAGCUGACGUUUUCUCUCCGCCGAGGAGCCCCUCACAAGGAAUGACACCACACGUCAGGGCCCUUGAUUUUACAUUAACCCCUAGAUCGUAUGGUUUGUUAGCGUUUCAUGACUUACAGCCGAAAUCCCAACCAGUUCCUGAGGACACAGCCGCGCUCUAGGCUGUCUUCAGCCAAGGCGGCCUUUCUGGCUUCCAGGCUUGGUGAGCGAGCAGGCCCGGGGGUGCGGCUCCCUUGGGUGCGGAGGCGCCCUAGUCUGGAGGUGGAGGGUGUCUGUGCUAACGUGGGCAGGUGGGAGGAGGAAAGCGGAAGUGAAGGAAGAAAGAACGAGUCCGAGGGAAUCAAAGCAACUUCAUACUCAACCAGUGUUCAGAUUUCCAAAGGAAAUGGAAGGACGUUUGGCAAUGAGACAAAUGAUUAUAGAGCUUGGGACAUUCAGAAAAGUGAACUCUGUAAACCAGAACAAAGUUACCAUCCCCGUACCGUGAAAUUUGGAAAUUCAACUACAUUUCAGGAUGACUAUGUUUCUCAGGAGGUAAAGCCGAGGCAAAGCUUUAAACCUAGCUCUAAUGUCAAAUCUUCUUCAGCGCCUUUUCACGGCGACACAAGCCAUCGCCUCGAUUAUAUACCUCAUCAGCGAGAAGUCAAGUUUGCAAGGCCAAAAAAAGUUUACAAGCCACCCAGCCAACCCUUCGAAGAUCUCACAACUCACCGGUAUGACUUUCAGGGUCUUGUGGGUGAAACUGCAAAAAUCUGCAGGCCGGCAGAUACCAGAGUGACCCAAAAUGCCCAGUUUGAAGGAAGCAUGGAAUUCUGUGCAAGUUUUCGGCCGUGGGAAAUCCCGCCACCCAAAGUCAAGAAAGUACAGGAGUACGUCCCUCCCGCAGGGGCCAUGCCGUCACACAGCACGAGCCAUCUUGACUACGUUCCGCAUCAGGCCAAGUGUGUCGCUCCAAUCAGGCCAGCUUCUCAUAGAAGAAAUAACCAUUUUCCUUAAGGAAAAAGCACCAUGAAGGAAGAUUUUCCAGCAUGGGAAAGUUGUUGUCAAGGGCUUAUUAAGAAUCAGCAGCAGAUUCCCAACCCAUCUGGAAAAUUUGACGGUCUGAGUACAUUCAGAUCUCACUAUGUGCCCCAUGAACUGAUUCCAACAGAGAGCUGCAAACCUUUAAAUGUUCCUUUUAAGAGUUCCAUCCCACUUGGUGACGGGACCAUGGACCCUGCACCCGAGAAACAGGAAAUCUGCCCUGAUAGCUACCCUUCUCCUCUGGGUUACAUAUUUGAAAAUACAGAUUCCUGAGGUCACAAAUUCUUUCAAAAGAUUGCCCCCGAGUGGAAGCCUUCUAAUCACCAAAUCAUGUUUAAGAGGAAGCUAAAAGGGUGUUGCUUUCCAAGAGCAAAAUCAUUUUUCCGUAGUAGAAAACAACUUAUGAGAGAGCUAAAAUCAGUUUUAAAAUCUUUAAAACAAGAAAAUAGAAGAAUUUCUUGUAGGAAAUCAGGAUCAUGAAAUCAUCUUGUACAGAUAUUUUAACCCAGAUUGUUCUUUAAUAUGCAGAUCUGAAAGUUGAAUGAUGUACAAUCUAAACUACUGUAAUCCCCAACAUACUGUUUGGAAGGCUGUCUCCAACCUAUUAUCAUUCAUUCUUGUGUUUAUAAUUGUUAUGCACAUCCCAGUGACCCUCUGUCGAGCACCGUGGGACUCUGGAACACCACUGAACACGAUGCAUAGGUUCCUCUCCCAAGACAAGAGCAUUCAUUCUUGUCAGACAUCAAGGCAUCUACACAGUGCACACUGAGCCAGGUUUUGGGUGGUGGUGGUAAAGACUUCCCAGCCCCCACUGUGUUCAGGUUGGUCAGAGGCACCGUGGUGAGGCAAGCAAGGCUCCCUGGGCUGGGAGUCAGAGGGUCCCAGUUCCAAGGACAGCAGUGUCUAUUUGUGCCGCCUACACAAUGACUCAUGUUUUUGAGCCUCAGUGUCUUCAUUUGUAAAAGAAUAUCUGCGGUUCCUACCUGACAGAAAUUCUGUUUUGAGCAUCAGAUCAUACGCUACAUUGUGACCUGUAAAGUAAAAGUGCUAAGGAUGUCAGUGAGCGAUAAGUCAACCUCUUUUUGUACCUGUUUUCUCCUUUUUCAAAUUAAGAUAAUUGCAUACCAAAUACUCAGUUUCUGAUCUAUAGCAAAGAUUGUAAAAUAAUCUGAUUUGCUUCAAGUUCAGGAGUAGUCUGAGUUUCUGAGAAGAGUCUUUCUCUAAUGGGUCAUCAACACCCAAGAUGUGGUUACAGAGAAGGGAGAGCUCAGGGGGGGUGGAUAACAUGGUCUGAAUGACAGUAUUUCCAGAAAGGAAAAGCAUUUGCUAGUCACUUUAGGAAUGGCCAGCAGCCCUGGAGAAAUCCUCAGGGCGACCUUGAGUGAUCUGCACCUAAGCACCAUGCCUGCCUCAUGGUUCAGAACAGCCAGGCACAGCUGGGGGCCCAAUCAGGCCUCUCUGCCCAUGGGCAGGGGAGUGCUAAACAGGGGGAAGGAGUGAUGCCGCCAGGUGAAGUAGAAGGAACACUGAUCUAUGAAUGUUGGAAAUUUCCUAAUGAGUUAAACUCUCACUGGGUGUGUUUUUUUUUCCUUUGGUGAAUGAUUACAUUAUGGCAGAAUAUGAUUGAUUUCAUCAUAAAGUUUAGUUUUUUGUAGCUUUAAAUUGUUUCAGACUAUGUACUAAGUUGAGAAUAAGUCCAUCAACAUUUGGUUAAAAUGUUUUAAUUAUUUGAAGUUUUAUUUACGUUUGUAUUUAUUAGUGGAAAUUAUGUAGAAUUUUAUGUCUAAGUAAUAAUAAAGCAUCAACAAAGGGAAGGAAUUUUUGUAAAGUCAUUUCUGUACCUAAUUUUCUCUGGAAAAGAGCUUUUAAAUAAGUU